UCUGUUCUUUCUCUCUGUUUCUCUGUUCUUUCUCUGUUUCUCUCUCUCUUUCUUUCUCUGUUCUUUCUCUCUCUCUUUCUUUCUCUCUCUGUUCUUUCUAUCUGUUUCUCUCUCCGUUCUUUCUCUCUGUUUCUGUGUUUCUCUUUCUGUUUCUCUCCUUUUUCUGUUUUUCUCCUUUUCUCUGUUUCUCUCCUUUCUCUCUCUUUCUCUCUGUUUCUCUCUUUUUCCCUCUGUUUCUGUGUUUCUCUCCUGUUUCUCUCCUGUUUCUCUCUCUCUUGAUCUCCUGUUUCUCGCUCUUUCUCUCUCUCUCUUGAUCUCCUGUUUCUCUCUGUUCCUUCUCUCCGUUUUUCUCUGUUCCUUCCCUCUGUUUCUCUCUGUUUCUCUGUUUCACUAUGAACAGGACGCAGCUGAAACGAACAAGGAUUUUAAAGAUGGCUCUGAGUAACUCUGAUCCCACUGGACCAGAUGGGAAAAAUGAGCAGUUUCUCAUGCGGGCGAUAAAGAUCACAUUUGUAGUGGCUUUGUACUGGUUUGUGUCCAUCACCAUGGUUUUCCUCAACAACUACCUGCUGGACAGUAAAGAUCUGGACGCCCCUCUGUUUGUCACGUUUUUCCAGUGUGUGGUGAGUGUUGGACUCUGCUGCAUCAUGAGCUUGUUGUCCUCAUUAAAGCCGGGAUAUGUGGACUUCCCCUCCAUUAAAGUGGACAUGAAGGUGUCUAUGCAGAUUUUACCCCUUUCUUUGGUGUUCAUCGCCAUGAUCACCUUUAAUAACUUGUGCCUGAAGCAUGUCGGAGUCGCUUUCUACACAGUGGGCAGAUCUCUGAGCACAGUGUUUAACGUCCUGCUCAGUUACAUCAUCCUCAAGCAGACCACGUCACUAUAUGCACUGAUGUGUUGUGGCGUCAUUUUGGGUGGAUUUUGGCUUGGUGUGGAUCAGGAAGAUGCCGCUGGCUCUCUCUCCUGGACCGGGGUGAUAUUUGGGGUCCUAGCUAGUGCCUUUGUUUCUUUAAAUGCCAUUUACACCAAGAAAGUGAUGCCCGUGGUGGAUGGAAGCAUCUGGAAGCUGUCCUACUAUAACAACCUGAACGCAUGUGUGCUCUUCAUCCCUCUCAUCCUCGCUUUCAGAGAGCUUCCAAACGUCUUUGAGUUCGGCCGUGUCUCCGACGUGCAUUUCUGGGGCAUGAUGGUCCUUGGGGGUUUCUUCGGCUUUGCCAUUGGCUACGUGACGGGAAUGCAGAUUAAAUUCACCAGUCCUCUGACGCACAACGUGUCGGGGACGGCGAAGGCAUGCGCUCAGACCGUCAUUGCUGUUGCGCUCGAGCACUCUCACAAGAGUGUUCUGUGGUGGAGCAGCAACAUGAUGGUCCUAGGAGGAUCAUUUGCCUACACCUGGGUCAAAGGACUGGAGAUGAAGAAAGGUAGCAGAGGUCAGGACACUCCAGCUACAGGAGAGAAACCUAAAGCUGACGCAGGUGUAUGAGGAAUGAAAAGGGAUUUUUUUUUAAAUGGUACACUGGACUAAAGGACAGGUAUAAAACAAAUGAAUAUAAAUUAUUUCUGUAUAAUAUGAAACAUUUUUUUUGUAUAAGUUUUAAACAGGUGAACAUUUGAAUAAAAUAAAGGGUCACUGUAAAGAAUCACUUUAUACCCGUUAAAUUUUCUUCAGCGCACAUCAACAACACGACUCUUAAACCUGGCGAGCCGAGACGAAGCCUGACACAUACCCACUGCUUCACUUUGCCGCUGAAUAAAGGUCUUUUUAUAACCUCGAAUGUUUAUCCCCUUAAAAGAUACAGACCCAAAGAGGUGCCUUUAAUACAAUCACACGCAUGUUUCUUCCAUGAGGAGAAUCUCGUGCAUUAGGAGAUCAAGCUCUUGGAUUUUACUUUUUUUUUUUCCUAGUAGAUGUUAAAAUUACACAAGUAAGUAAGUAAGGAUUUGUAGACAUCAUUCCAUAAUUGCUGGAACAAGUUCUCGGUUCAAAACUCCUAUGUGUAAACCAGUUCUGUAAAAAUGUCUGAUUUUGUACAAUCUUGUAGAAAUUAUUUUAGCUUCAUCUCCACACACUGAUUUGUGAUCUUACUUUUUGGAUUUAAACUAGAUCCCUUUUUAAUAAGUGUGUUAUAACUGCACAACUAAUGAUGGUUUUUAUAAACCCCUGAAGCCUGGAAAAGAGCUAGUUCACAGGUUACGUUUCAGAAUGUCACCAUUUCUGCCUUACAUUCCAAGUAAGACUACAGUGUUGAGUUUUUAGGGUAUCGAAUAUUGUUUUGUGACAAUACAGAAGUCUCUGGACACUGAUUGAGAGGAAAACAUCUUUUGUGAAUGAAACAAGACUAACUGGCAGCGAACUCCUACCAGCAUAUGGUAAUAUUGGUGCACACGGUGCUCGUAUGUGUAAAGUUCUUAAAACCUGAAGAGUGUGUGUGUGAUGUUUGAAUAUUAUUUUUCUUAUUUGGGUUUUCUCUUUAUCACCUGCUCUGUAUGUAGGGCUAUGAUAUGGUUACGUGUGUAUGUUUACAUGAAUGACAUUUUUCUUUUUGAAUCACGUGUAAGGUAGAUGCUGUGUUUGUUCCAUUUUGAAUGAAGACACUAAUGGAAGAGAUUCUGUAAUUAAACAUGAGUCCACCCUUU
Molecule: messenger RNA, 2635 nt
Organism: Tachysurus vachellii
Lineage: Eukaryota; Metazoa; Chordata; Actinopteri; Siluriformes; Bagridae
Gene: slc35c1
Product: solute carrier family 35 member C1
Exons: 2
Coding region: 393-1481 (362 amino acids)
Biological process (GO): protein O-linked glycosylation via fucose; GDP-fucose import into Golgi lumen
Cellular component (GO): Golgi apparatus
Molecular function (GO): antiporter activity
Source: RefSeq, a predicted model, not a curated record